CAAGUCAAAAAAAAGAAAAUAGAGACAAGUCAGUUAAGUGUGCAGAAGAAAAUUUCGCAGCAUUUAGUAAGUUAUCUUCACGCAAGUAACUGACUCAUGAGUGAUGUAGUCAGCCUCUUAUUACGAGAAAAGACAAAAAUAGGAUUUAUAGAAGAAGGAGGAGAGAAAAAAAAUUCACUUUUUGGGUAAACCAAUGAGCUAGCAGCUAGUUAGAAUCACAGUUGGUUUCAGGCCGUUAGUAUUAUAAGUUCUGAAAUUUUUUUCAAAGUAGGCAGAGUUGAUCAAGGUUUUGCUUGCCAAACUCUGAAGUUUGAUCAGUGAAGAAGUGAGUAUAAAGUAUUAGAAAGAUUCAUGUUUACUGUUUAGUUGCCAUGAUACCCAGAAAGCCACAUUCAUAAUUGUAAAGUUUGGUAAGCAUGCAAUAAUAGUACAGGGAGGUGCUUGAGGAUUGUUUGAUACAGGUUUGGUAUACCAGUGAAGUGCAUAGACUUUCGCCAGUGGACUAUUUAUCUCCAAUGAAUAGAUUCUAAAAUCUACCAAACCAUUAUUCUUUGCUUGGCUGUCCCUUUUCUAAACUGUCAUGUAUUAACCACCCCCUUUCUGAUAAUGUUAUCAUUCUGUAGAUUGGUUAGAGCUUUUUUUACAGGAAGAAUUGGUUCCCUGUUAUUAUACUUGAGUUGCCUUGUUUGGAUUGAAUUUGUUUUUUUUCCAACUGUCAGUUGCCUCUUCCUGUCUUUUCCAUUUUUCAGAUAAAGAACUGAGUUACCUAUUAUCAAAAAAACAGUAUUAAUACAAUAAUGUAUAAUAUAUUUUUCAUACUUAAGACUUUAAGUGUUUUGUACAAAUACGUGUGUUUGUUAUGUGAAUGUUUAUUUGGCUGUUGAUAAUGAAUUUUUCAUCACUUUGUAGUGCUUUAUUGCUUUUGUUUAGGUUGGCAAUGAUGAGUAAACUGGAAUUAAAAGAAGACAAGAUGCUGGAGGUUCAAUUUGUGGGAGAUGAUGAUGUUCUUAAUCACAUUCUUGAUAGAGAAGGAGGAGCUAAAUUAAAAAAGGAGCGAGCUCAGCUUUUGGUCAACACAAAAAAAAUAAUAAAGAAGCCAGAAUAUGAUUUGGAAGAAGAUGACCAGGAAGUCUUAAAAGAUCAGAACUACGUGGAAGUUUUAGGACAAGAUAUUCAAGAAUCUUUGAAAAAUGGCUCUGCUGCAGAUGGUGGGAAUAAAGUUUAUUCUUUUCAGAAUAGAAAACACUCUGAAAAGAUGGCUAAAUUAGCUUCAGAACUAGCAAAAACACCAAGAAAAAAUGUUUCAGUUAAUUUGAAGAAUGAUCCUGAAAUUAUGAUAAACAUUCCUCAAUGUAGCAAGGGACAUUCUGCUUCAGACAAAGUUCAGGUGAAGAACAACGAUAAAAGCGAAUUUCUAUCAACAGCACCUAGUGGUAUAAGGAAAAGAUUAAUAGUUCCAAGGUCUCAUUCUGACAGUGAAAGUGAAUAUUCUGCUUCCAACUCAGAAGAUGAUGAAGGAGUUGCACAAGAAUAUGAAGAGGACACUAAUGAAGUCAUAUUGAGCCAAAAGAUUCCAUCUCAGAAUAGAGUAGUUUCAGCUCCUGUUUGUAAAGGAACACCUUCUAAGAAAAUGAAAAGAGAUAAAACAAGUGAUUUAGUAGAAGAAUAUUUUGAAGCUCAUAGCAGUUCAAAAGUUUUAACCUCUGACAGAACACUACAGAAACUGAAGCGAGCUAAACUGGAUCAGCAAACUUUGCGUAACUUACUGAGCAAGGUUUCUCCUUCCUUUUCUGCUGAACUUAAACAACUAAAUCAACAGUAUGAACAAUUAUUUCAUAAAUGGAUGUUGCAGUUACGCCUGGGGUUCAACAUUGUGCUUUUUGGUUUGGGUUCUAAAAGAGAUUUACUAGAAAGGUUUCGAACCACUGUGCUGCAAGAUUCCAUUCAUGUUGUCAUCAAUGGCUUCUUUCCUGGAAUAAGUGUGAAAUCAAUCCUGAAUUCUAUAACAGAAGAAGUCCUCGAUCAUAUGGGUACUUUCCGCAGUGUACUGGAUCAGCUAGACUGGAUAGUAAACAAAUUUAAAGAAGAUUCUUCUUUAGAACUCUUCCUUCUCAUCCACAAUUUGGAUAGCCAAAUGUUGAGAGGAGACAAAAGCCAGCAAAUUAUUGGACAGUUGUCAUCUUUACGUAAUAUAUACCUUAUAGCAUCUAUCGAUCACCUCAAUGCUCCUCUCAUGUGGGAUCAUGCAAAGCAGAGUCUUUAUAACUGGCUCUGGUAUGAAACUACUACAUAUAGUCCUUAUACUGAAGAAACUUCCUAUGAGAAUUCUCUUCUGGUUAAACAAUCUGGAUCAUUACCACUGAGUUCUCUAACUCAUGUCUUACGAAGCCUUACCCCUAAUGCAAGGGGGAUCUUCAGGCUACUAAUAAAGUAUCAACUGGAUAACCAGGAUAACCCUUCUUACAUUGGACUUUCUUUUCAAGAUUUUUACCAACAGUGUCGAGAGGCAUUCCUGGUCAAUAGUGAUCUGACACUCCGGGCCCAGCUAACUGAAUUUAGGGACCACAAGCUUAUAAGAACAAAGAAGGGAACUGAUGGAGUAGAAUAUUUGUUAAUUCCUGUGGACAAUGGAACAUUGACCGAUUUCCUGGAAAAGGAAGAAGAAGAGUCUUGAAGCUGCCCUUUACUCUUCUUCUGUAGAAGGGUUGUUGGACCCCAGCUGCCACUCCUCUAAAGUGUUGUGUUUACAUCUAACAUUAGACUCUUUUUUCCAGUGUAUAAGACUUAAAGUUAGGAGGGGGAAUGUCAUCGAUUAGAACCUUGAUUAGCCUGGCUGGUGUACCAUCUCUAGUACUAUGCAGUGGUCCUCAAGUAGGAGAAAACGUGCCUUUCAUUCAUUACCUCUCUGGAGACUUCAUGCUGGAAUGAACAGUGUGCUCAGGGACUAUUUGGAGCUGGUUGUUUUUGAAUUCUUUUAUACUAGAGAUGAUAUUAUUCCUAAUUUUUUGAGGGCCUUUUAAACACCCCCCAGAGCUGACUAUUUGCAAAUGUGUUUAUUCUAGAGUAUGGAAGUACAAAAACAUUGGCAUCACAUAAAUCUACUUUAUUUGCUCUUCUGUCAGAGCUGAUGAGUAUAAAGGAGAAGGCAGAUCAUCUCCCUGUUCUUGAAAGGCUUAACAAAAGGUGUGUAAGACUGGGGAAGAGUAGGUGAUGUCGCUUUCUCCUUUUGGAGUUAGAUUACAUGCUGGUGGGGGUAGGGAGGAAGAGGGCAUGACACUAUUUCUUUGGGACAGUGGGAAAAGCAUAAUGAGUAUAUAAGAUGUGUACCCACCUUAGAAAGCACAUGAACAAUAUUCAUGGUACUUGGAACAAUUAAUAUCUGUGCCAUCAUCCUCAUGACACAAGUGAGAAGCCAGGCUACAGAAACACAAUUCUGAAUUACAUUUUAGUCAUUGUAUUCAAGAAAACAGAAAAUAAAAAUUCAGUUAUUCUUCUAUUGACAUUUUUUCUUCAGUAACAUGCAAGUGAGUAGCAUAUAAAUGGCUGCUUUAAUCUUGAUUUCUCUAUCAAGUAGACCUAAAACUCACUGUAAGACUUUUCAGUUUUUUUCUUAAAGUAAUAAUUUCAAGCCUUCGAAAUAUUUACACAAGUCUUUUUCCUUAGGAAAGAGAAAAAGGCUAACCUUGGCCACUGGUCAGCUUGUAGUCUUCACAUACUCCCUUAAAAUUAUUUCACACUUGGAAAAAAAUUCUUCAUUGAAAUACCACUGUAAUAAGAUAGGAGUGAAAAAUGCUGAUGCAGUACAUACUUUAACUUGUAAACCCCUUUCAUGAAAAUAUUUCCCUAAAUGCUCAGAGUUGGAAGUCAUUUAUUUGUGCCAUCUAAUUAAUUUUGUUAAAUCCACAUGAGAGUUUAGUCUUAAAUAUAAUCAAAAUAUUUAAACAAAUUUGUACAUGAAUUUGAUUCUAAAAAUUUUUGUCACCGAAGGAUAUUCAAUGAAAAGUGAGUUUUCCUUCCAGUCCCUAUGCCAACCAGUGAUAGGAGUUUAUUCCUCCAGAGGUAUUCUAUGCACAUGGAAGAAUAUGUCUAUAUCUCCUUUUAAAAACACAAAUGGUAGCAUAUGAUUCGUACUGGUUUGCACCUUGCUUUUUUUGCUUCAUGUCUAGUUUAUAACUUAUAGUAUUAUAAAGUAUAUAAAAUCUUUAAUGACCUAAUAUGCAAGUUUUACAUUUGCCCUUAAAUAUCUACUGGUUUAUUUUUAUAGUUUUUGUGUCCAUACUACUUGCAAGCAGUUAUGUGUCAAUAGUCUAUUAAUAAAUAAAAAGCCAAUUCGGAUAGAA
Molecule: messenger RNA, 4340 nt
Organism: Prionailurus viverrinus (fishing cat)
Lineage: Eukaryota; Metazoa; Chordata; Mammalia; Carnivora; Felidae
Gene: ORC2
Product: origin recognition complex subunit 2
Exons: 16
Coding region: 866-2674 (602 amino acids)
Biological process (GO): DNA replication
Cellular component (GO): nucleus; nuclear origin of replication recognition complex
Molecular function (GO): DNA replication origin binding
Source: RefSeq, a predicted model, not a curated record